AUGUUGUUUCAGCCCACAACCCCAGCAUCGAUACCCUCAACGUACAUUCGUGGCGGAACUUCCAAGGCGCUGUUUUUCCACGAUGGAGAUCUUCCACCAAAAGGGCCACUACGAGAUUCAUUGUUCCUGAGGAUCAUGGGAAGCCCCGAUCCCAUGCAGAUUGAUGGCAUGGGCGGAACACAUAUCGUCACCUCGAAAAUAGCAGUCAUAGCGCCCUCACAACAUGAAGCUGUGGACGUGGACUAUACCUUCUACCAGCUCAGCGUCGAGGAAGCGAGAGUUUCUUGCUCUGGUAAUUGUGGAAACAUCUCCGCGGGCGUCGGCCCCUUUGCAAUCAACGAAGGUAUUGUAAAGACUUUUAAAGAAGGUGUGAGUCCUGACGGAGGAAAGACUCGGACCCAACAGAUAAGGAUAUUCAACACUGGGACCCAAAAAACACUUAUAUCCCAUGUUCCCAUCGACGAAAAGACUGGUAGGGCGAAAGAGAAGGGCGAAUAUGCUAUAGCUGGCUGUCCUGGCACCGGCGCCCCUAUACUUAUGGAUUAUCGAGAUGUGGCCGGUGGGACGCUUGAUAAAGGGUUGCUACCGACUGGGAACCCCAUCGAUGAAAUCAAGCUUGGGGACAAGACUGUGCAUGUUACCAUAACAGACAUGGCUAAUCUGUUUGGAUUUGCAAGAGCGAAAGAUCUUCUGAUAAAUGGUGGCGAAAAAGCUCUCGAUUUGACUGGUGACAAUGCCCUAAUUGCCAGGGUCAAACGUCUACGAGGCUUGGUUGCCCAAAGGGUCGGGCUGUGCAAAGAUCCGGAGAAAGUGGAUGAAGAAUCGCCAAUGUUCCCCAUGAUCGUCCUGAUCUCCAAACCGACUACCAACGAACCACAUGUUCAAUCACGUCUCUUCCUAGACAAUAAAUGCCAUACGGCGAUGGCACUAACCGGUGCAGUUGCGACCACAGCCUGUGGCAAGAUCAGGAACUCUGUCAUCAACCUGAUGCUAGACACCAAAGCAGCCAGCACAAACACCUUCAAGAUUCAGCACCCAGGUGGAAUCUUACCGAUAUCAGUGCAAACAGAAUACCCAGACGAAAAUGGUCUGCCGAGCUUCGAAACUUUAUCCUUUAUGCGCACAUCGCGUUAUCUCUUUAAAGGAGAUAUUUUCAUUCCCGAAGACUUCCAGGAUAGGUACUACGGAACAGAGGUCAACAGAAAUCAGGUUCCCAGAACUAAUGGUGUGCAUUCAAGCCGAAUCGAGACAAAAGUAGGCAGUUCUCACAUUAACGACGUCAACCUGGUGGCUUCAGAGUCGAAUCUGAAAAGUAAUGGUUUCCUAGAGCAAUCGAGUGGAACCCAUAUUAACGGCACUUCUGUGGAGAGCAAAGACGACUCGAACAUAACGGACAAACUUGUGAAGUUUGUGAUGGAUUUUGGCUCUGGAGAUCUUACAGAUAAACUUCGACAUAAAUUAUCUGAGUUAUUAUUGGACUACAUCGGUAUGGCUGUCUCUGGAGCAACAAUUCCAGAGUCCAGUGUGCCUUUCCAAACUGCUGUCAAGGCAAUAUCACAAUCUAGUUCAGGUACAGCCACUGUAAUUGGAACCAAUCUUCGAAUGCCCCCACCGUACGCAGCUUUGUUGAACGGUGCUCAUGCGCAUAGCCUGGAUUUCGACGAUACUCAUAUGGAAGCUGCUCUCCACCCUGGAGUGCCUGUCGUUUCUGCUGCACUUGCAGAGGCAGAGACAUCCUCUUGCAACGUGCAUGACCUUUUGGGAGCUUUGGCGAUAGGCUACGAGAUCACUUGUCGCCUGGGCGUUGCAAUCGGCGCAAGCGGCUACACGCGAGGCUUUCAUAACACCGCAACUUGCGGCAUUUUUGGUGCCGUGGCAGCUAUCGCAAAAUUGAGAAACAUUAACUCCACAACUCUGAAGAACGCGUUUGGACUCGCAUUGUCAAUGGCUUCAGGGUCGAUGCAAUACCUCGAGAAUGGGUCGUGGAACAAGAGGCUCCACCCUGGUCUUGCGGCAAAAAGUGCUUUCGAAGCUGUUAUGUUCGCAGAGGCCGGUGUACUAGGUGCUGCCUUGCCAAUAGAAGGUGCAUUUGGCUUUCUCCAUGCAUAUUCUGGAGAUUACAACACGAUCAAGUUGACAAAUGGUCUUGGUAGCGAAUGGUCUUUUUUGAAGACCGCGCUGAAGCCUUAUCCAGCCUGUCGGAUGACUCAUGGGAUGAUCGAGCUGGCUGACCGGUUAGCCAACGGUUCAGGGGAUGAGAAUAUGGUCGAUUCCAUCAAGAUCAAGAUGUCUGCCGCUUGUUUUCCGGUCGUUGGAAAACGAACUUUGAACAAGGUUCAUCCGCAGAACAUUGUCGAUGCGCAGUUCAGUGUGUACUACCAAGCCGCCGUGUCAUUUCUAUACGGCAGCAACCUUGGCUGGUCGGUCUAUGAUCAUCUGCACGAUGAUCAAGUCAAGAGACUCUCGGACAAGAUCAGAGUGGAGGUGGGAGAUGUACCCAAUCUGACUGCAACGACAGUAACGGUGACACGGACUGAUGGUUCGUGUUCCGAGGCGUCCGUGGAUCAAUUAUUGUGGGAGGAGGAGCGACCUGUGACUUGGAAUGCCCUUGAGAAGAAGUUCAGGGGGCUAGUCAAUGGGAUGCUCGAUCACGAAAAGAUUGAUAGGAUUGUAGACUGGACGAAGAACAUGUCGGGUCAAACGAUUGAAAAUCUAAUGGUACAGGCUCGUCUGUGA
Molecule: messenger RNA, 2736 nt
Organism: Exophiala aquamarina CBS 119918
Lineage: Eukaryota; Fungi; Ascomycota; Eurotiomycetes; Chaetothyriales; Herpotrichiellaceae
Exons: 1
Coding region: 1-2736 (911 amino acids)
Molecular function (GO): lyase activity
Source: RefSeq, a predicted model, not a curated record